Molecule: messenger RNA, 1554 nt
Organism: Penicillium odoratum
Lineage: Eukaryota; Fungi; Ascomycota; Eurotiomycetes; Eurotiales; Aspergillaceae
Product: cytochrome P450
Exons: 4
Coding region: 1-1554 (517 amino acids)
Molecular function (GO): oxidoreductase activity, acting on paired donors, with incorporation or reduction of molecular oxygen; heme binding; monooxygenase activity
Source: RefSeq, a predicted model, not a curated record
AUGGCUAUCGUAUCGAGCCUGUUGGCCUUACAGAGGCAAGUGAUCAACGACCCAUGGCAGUUUCUGGGGAUCGCUGCUGCCUUGCUACCAUUCCUCUAUGUCAUCCUGAACGAGUUUAUUCGGGCCUCAGCCCGCGUCAAGGGCAUGAAAGGCCCCCGAGGCCUGCCCUUGAUAGGAAAUUUGGCCCAAAUCCGAGUUAAUGCGGCGGAGCAGUAUCGAAUCUGGUCCAAGCAAUUUGGUGCUGUAUAUCAGAUUCAGCUGGGGAAUAUUCCGGUCGUCGUCGUGAACUCGGCAGCUUCCGCCAAGGUGAUCUUUGGCCAGAAUGCCCAAGCCUUGAGCUCACGACCUGAGUUCUAUACAUUCCACAAGAUUGUUUCAAACACCGCAGGCACCACAAUUGGAACUUCACCUUACAGUGACUCUCUAAAGCGCCGUCGCAAGGGUGCCGCCUCCGCUCUGAAUCGACCCUCGGUCGACUCGUAUGUCUCCCAUCUGGAUGUCGAGUCCAAGACCUUUGUGGAGGAGCUAUUCCGGUACGGCAAGGGUGGGGCGAUGCCUGUCGAUCCGAUGCCUAUGAUCCAGCGCCUAAGCUUGAGUCUAGCCUUAACGCUCAACUGGGGGGUACGGGUUGCAUCACAGGAAUCUGAACUGUUUGAUGAGAUCACCCACGUGGAAGAGGAGAUCAGCAGGUUCCGAAGCACCACGGGAAAUCUGCAGGACUAUAUUCCGCUCCUUCGCUUGGAUCCAUUCAGUAGGAACUCGAAAAAGGCAGCGGAGAUGCGCAUUCGUCGAGAUAGGUACCUGGGUUCCCUCAAUCGAGACCUGGAUGAUCGAAUGGCAAAGGGAAUCCACACGCCAUGCAUCCAGGCCAAUGUGAUCCUGGACAAGGAAGCCAAGUUAAACACCGAAGAACUCACAUCAAUCAGUCUGACCAUGCUCUCUGGAGGUCUGGAUACCGUCACCACUCUUGUCGCAUGGAGUAUUGGUCUGCUCUCCACGCGCCCCGAUGUACAAGACAAGGCCGCCAAAGCCAUUCAGGAGAUGUAUGGUCAGGAUGAGCCCAUGUGCUCGGCCGAUGACGAUCAGAAGUGUGCCUACAUUGCAGCACUAGUCCGGGAGUGUCUCCGAUACUUCACGGUCCUCCGACUGGCUCUACCUCGAACAUCAAUCCGGGAGAUCACCUACCAGGGGACGGUGAUCCCCAAGGGCACCGUGUUCUUCUUGAAUGCAUGGGCAUGUAAUAUGGAUCCGGAUGUGUGGACUGACCCUAAAGAAUUCCGACCGGAGCGAUGGUUGGAGCAACCCGACGCGCCACUAUUUACCUACGGCAUGGGCUAUCGUAUGUGUGCCGGAUCAUUACUGGCCAACCGAGAGCUUUAUCUGGUCUUCAUGCGGACUCUGAACAGCUUUCGGAUUGAACCCCACGAUCACACUGACUGGCACCCCGUCCGUGGGAACUCGGACCCCACCAGUCUAGUAGCCAUCCCACAAAGGUAUAAGGUGAGAUUCGUACCCAAAGACGUAACCGCAUUGGAAAAAGUGGUGGCGCAAUAA